AUCUAUCGUUUGGUUGGGUAGAAAAAUAAAAAGGUAAAAGAAAAUAGAGUUUUUGGUUUACAUUUCAAAAGAAAAUUUAAAAAAUCUCAGAUAGAGAGAGAAGAAAAGGAAAAAACAAAGAUCUAGUUGUGAUAGAUAAAAGCGAUUUCUACUCUGCGUGUCCGAUCUAGCUUCUCCUUCUCUCUCCCUGAUAAAAGAUUGGGUUUUGCUGAAUUUUAGGUUUUUCAAUCUUCCAUUUAUCCUCGCUACGCUCACGGCUUUUAUUCUCUCUCAAGGGUUUUGAUCGAGUGAAGCUAUUGAGCAUAGGAACAAGGGAAAUUUCGUUUGAAGAUUCGAUUUUUGCUUCUGGGUGUUUGGUGCAUUAGGAUUUUUCAUUUUUAUUGUUCGAGCACUUUUUUGGAGAAGAAGGGUUACACAUAGGUAUUUGCAGUGAUGAGCACUUCAUGGGCAGAUUCUGUAGCCAACUCUCAAUCUGAGAGUGCAGCUACCGGUUCAUUUGAUAACAGUGCCCCCUCCCGCCCGUCACGAUCGACUUAUGUUCCACCGCAUCUUCGUAACAGACCAGCCUCAUCUGAUGCAUCAACUGUCUCAAAUUCUGCUCCAUCACAAGCUGGCACUGCUUAUGGUGUGCCAUCGACUGGGUCUCGCUGGAAUGGUGGUUCUCGGCAGGAUGUUGGGCGCCCUGGAUAUAGUUCCGGUGGUGGCUGGAACAGCAGUAGAGGCAGGGGGUGGGACCGUGGAAGGGAGCGUGAGGUAAAUCCAUUUGGAACCGAAGAUGAUGCAGCAGAACCUUCGUUUAGCGAGCAAGAGAACACGGGAAUUAACUUUGAUGCUUAUGAGGAUAUUCCGGUGGAGACAAGUGGGGGUAAUGUCCCACCGGCUGUGAAUACUUUUGCCGAAAUAGAUUUGGGGGAUGCAUUAAAUAAUAAUAUUCGGAGGUGCAAGUAUGUGAAGCCAACUCCUGUUCAGCGACAUGCAAUUCCCAUUUCUCUAGCUGGGCGAGACUUGAUGGCGUGUGCUCAGACCGGGUCAGGAAAGACCGCUGCAUUUUGUUUCCCAAUCAUUAGUGGAAUCAUGCGGGAGUCUAAUAUUCAGAGGCCUCGUGGAACUCGUACUGUUUUUCCUCUUGCUCUUAUUCUCUCCCCUACAAGGGAGUUAUCUAGCCAGAUACAUGAUGAAGCUAAAAAGUUUUCAUAUCAAACUGGUGUCAGGGUGGUUGUUGCUUAUGGAGGAGCACCAAUAAAUCAACAGUUGCGAGAGCUUGAGAGAGGAGUUGAUAUUCUUGUCGCAACUCCUGGAAGAUUGGUAGAUUUGCUUGAGAGAGCUAGAGUGUCACUUCAGAUGAUCAAGUAUUUGGCUCUUGAUGAGGCAGAUCGGAUGCUAGACAUGGGUUUUGAACCUCAGAUUAGAAAGAUUGUGGAGCAGAUGGACAUGCCUCCACCUGGCAUGCGUCAAACAAUGUUAUUCAGUGCUACAUUUCCUAAAGAGAUACAGAGAAUGGCAUCUGACUUUCUUUCAGAUUAUAUAUUUUUGGCCGUUGGAAGAGUUGGUUCAAGUACUGAUUUAAUUGUCCAAAGAGUUGAAUUUGUUCAUGAAGCUGACAAGAGAAGUCAUUUGAUGGACCUUCUCCAUGCUCAGAAGGAAAAUGGAACCCAUGGCAAGCAAUCUUUGACAUUAGUUUUUGUUGAGACAAAGAAAGGAGCUGACGCAUUAGAAUAUUGGUUGACUGGCUCUGGGUUUCCUGCUACAAGUAUUCAUGGUGAUAGAUCUCAACAGGAAAGAGAAUACGCAUUGAAAUCCUUCAAGACUGGGAAAACACCAAUCUUAGUGGCAACAGAUGUGGCAGCACGUGGUCUUGAUAUUCCUCAUGUUUCUCAUGUAAUAAACUUUGAUCUUCCCAACGACAUUGAUGACUAUGUUCAUCGGAUAGGGCGAACAGGCCGAGCUGGCAAAUCAGGUCUGGCAACAGCUUUUUUCAAUGAGAACAAUUCAUCAUUGGCAAGGCCUCUUGCUGAUCUGAUGCAAGAAGCAAACCAAGAAGUUCCUGAUUGGCUUACUCGGUAUGCAUCAAGGGCUUAUGGUGGUGGUGGUGGUAGAAAUCGCCGUGGUGGAGGUCGCUUUGGUGGACGUGAUUUCAGGAGGGAUAGUUCUUACAAUAGGGGUCAAGAUUACUACGGUGGAGGAAAUAGUGGCGGUGGAUAUGGAGCUGGCGGUGGUUAUGGUGGUGGUGGUGGAGGUUAUGGUCCAGGAGUGAGCAGUGCUUGGGAUUAGUCCUGCAACAGGGUUUCUCUAAUUUUGUCUCAGAGAAUAUAUAUUUUUUCUUCUUUCAGAUCCAAUGGAAUUUUCCUUUUUUUGUUUUAUUUUUCCGACCUGUUUAUUGUUGCUAUCUUCUUGAUUCUGAUGUGGGGAAUGCUAAUAUUGAAUUUGUGGGAAGGACCAUAGGUUUUGGCCGAAGGAUGGCCUGUAACCAGAGGUGUCAUAGUAGGCCAGGUUGAUGGUGAAGAACUACUAACAAUUUUGGUUAUGGGAAAGUUUUCGAUUGUUUUGUCCUUGUGAACACAAAAAAUACAUGUCCGGGAGAGACCUAUAAUAUCUUAUUACUAACCCGGGCAACUUAGCAGAAAAGCUCAGUUAGAGUUAGGUACAUGCUAUGUAUUUAGACUGUAGAUGAGGCUGACGCUUUUAUAAAUUUAUUAUAGUUUUGCUAUAGUGCCAAACCCGCCCGGAAAGCAUAAAUGUAUUCUGUUCUGUCCUGGAUAAUGUAACUGAAGUCUAGUUGAAAACAUCCUUUUCUGCUUA
Messenger RNA from Humulus lupulus (European hop), 2799 nucleotides. Its product is annotated as DEAD-box ATP-dependent RNA helicase 37-like. The transcript has 7 exons. Bases 433 to 2271 code for a protein of 612 amino acids. Gene Ontology annotation, molecular function: ATP binding; RNA helicase activity; RNA binding. The record is from RefSeq and is a predicted model, not a curated record. Lineage: Eukaryota; Viridiplantae; Streptophyta; Magnoliopsida; Rosales; Cannabaceae. Gene Ontology annotation, cellular component: nucleus.